This is a messenger RNA of Diplodia corticola, 345 nucleotides long. RefSeq lists its product as uncharacterized. The record is from RefSeq and is a predicted model, not a curated record. Bases 1 to 345 code for a protein of 114 amino acids. The transcript has 2 exons. NCBI's taxonomy places the organism in Eukaryota, Fungi, Ascomycota, Dothideomycetes, Botryosphaeriales, Botryosphaeriaceae.
AUGGAAGUCCACGCCAAGAUGAAAGUCGACGAGGUCAUGGAGAUUUACGGAUGGAAUACCCACCAGCAAAAACGAUUCCGCGAUGCUGUUUUCAAGGAGGGGAGGAAGCUCCUCUAUAAUGACGAGUACUGGAAAAACGAGCGAAGACCAGACCCGUUCGAUUUGGCCGAGCUUUCCAACAGCGUUAUGAUGCAUGUUAUAGAGAAUCUCAGGGCUCAGCUCUCCAUGGACGAUCUGGAGGCCAAGAGAACCAUGAGCCCAGAGCUCGUGAAGUGGAAGUUGCAACAGUGGAUUAGCGCCGAGAGAAGUACGUUUCAACCUACCUACUACCCACGUCACAGCUGA